UAUUCCACUCCACUGCCCUCCCCUUCAGCACACUCCCAAAUUACAACCGUGGAAUGAAGCUGGGACUCUUUGCUGUGCAGAACGUUGGUAUUUUCCCCAACUAAGAGCAUCGGAAAAAUUCCUUCUCUGGGCUUGCAUCAUGGAGGCUGUCAGUCAACAAAUUUUGUGGAAAGAUAUCGAGACUGGAAAAGAGAAGAAGGCUAAAUGUCAGUCGUACCGGUGGGCUGCGCUCGUCCUGACUCUGGUGUUGGUGGUUUUGGCUCUGGGUCUUUUUGCUCUGAUGUAUUUGUGGGGCCCCAGUCUGGGGAAGGUAUAUGAGCAUGAAUACAAAGCGGUGCUGGACGGCGUGGAGACGGACAGUGUUAUGGAGAUUGAACCUUAUCAGCGCACUGAAAUCUUUAAAAUGGGAAAUGGGAGCCAGGAGGUCGUUGAGGUGCACGACUUUCAAAACGGGAUCACUGGGAUUCGGUUUGCUGAACAUCAGAGGUGCUACAUCAGGACCCAAACGAAGAAACUACCCACAUUGGCAGAAGUGGCGACUGAAGACGGAGAGUUUCUGGUGGGUGAGAGCGAGGCCGUCGAUAUGAAGGUGGAGGACUCCCGUGUGUGGGUUCCUGCUGAGGAGCCCAUCGUUAACCCUGAAUUUCUCCUCACAUCCAAGAUCUGGGAGAUUUGCCAACAUCUGCCCAUCCACUGGAUCCAUCCCUCCCCCCUGACCGAAGCUGAGGCUCAGGAUGUGGACACACCCGACACAGAGGUCACAGGUCAGCGUUUUGCCCGAGAUGUCUUGGAUCACCCUCCCGUAAAUGACUAUCGGGAUAUUGGAAUCGAGCUGGAUAACCAACUGGACGACCGUGGCUACUGCUGCCAGUACUGUCGCCGUGGUUACCGCUUCUGCCGCCGCUACCACGAGCCCCUGGGCGGCUUCAACCCCUGGCCGUACUACUACCAAGGAGGCCGGGUCAUCUGUCAGAUUGUGAUGCCGUGCAACUGGUGGAUCGCUCGCAUGCUGGGCAGGAUCUGAGGCGGACGUCUGGAAUUGAAAUCCAUUUGUCUUUUAGUUUGUUCUUCCAUCAAAUAAAAGGAAUUCAAGCGUGAUCAAUGUAAUCUUAAAUAGCUUUUAAAAGUGUAUCCUUUUCCUCAGAUCGCCUUUAAAAAAUGCUGAAGAUAACCGCAGCAUUUUUCCUUGCUUUCAUCCUUCCUUUAGGAGUUUGCUAAAACCAUAAUGCGUGCAAUGCAAAUGUAUUUCUAAAAAUGGUGCUUCCAGAUAUAGCUAACCACAGAUAAAUAUGACACUCUGUUUCUUUAUUGCUUAUUGAUUUCAAGUUUGAAAGCUUCAGUUUGGAGCUUGAUUCUCUUGAUGUCUUUUGCCACCGAGCUAUGCAUCACAAGUAUAUAAAAAACACUGAAUAGUUUGUUUGUUUUUUACAAAGAGGAACUCUGUUCUUUUGUAGCAUCUUCUUAACUAAAUAAUCCUCAAUUUUUAGCAUUUUUGGGCAUACAAUGACAGGAUUAAGUUGUUCCUAAUAAACUGUCAAACAAUUUCCAAGUUUACAACUUUACAUACUAAAGUCCCACUCCUAUCAUCUUUUGAUAUAUUUUAAAAGCCCAGUGGUUUUUUUUUAUCUGAAUCAUGCCGUUUUCAGCCAGUACUGUCGCUGUGGUGUUUGCUUCUGCCACCACAAUCAUGAGCCCCUCAAAAAAAAAGAGGCUCAAAAAACUUCUGUCUCUUUUGUAGGACAUAGUUUCUGCAGAGCAGCAGUAGUUCAUUAGAAUUAUGUCUCUGAGUUGUGGGAUGUUGGGAUCUCUGAGUUGUGGGAUGGGAAGCCCAUCCCCACUUCCCGUCACCCAUCAUGUUGACACGCUUUCCAGCUGGCUUACAGCCCCUCACAACCCCAACCAAACAACAAACAGAUGCUGAGGAAAACAAAGACGUUCAUGGAUCUAGUCGUCUGCCAAUGAAUGCAUCAGAAUGGAGCGGAGCAGGGAGCUCGUGGCCCACCGAUGGUAGUUUGUGCGUAACAACUACAGGCUUUUUCAAAUGACAUCUUGAUUUACAAUAAUUUGAAUACAGAAAUACUUAGAAAUGCAAUUUUAAUAUUCAUGUUCUUUAUAUGCGUCAUCAGAAAAAUGCCGGAGGAAAAGGUUAAAAACACCAAAAACAACAUUUUCAAGAUCAUGUUCAGUUUAUAAAGGCUUCAAUGUUUUUUCUUUCCACUGUUGUCGCAUGUGCACAUGAUCCCACUUUUUAUUGUUUCUUUUGAAAAUUUCAGAAAGACUUCAUCUGGAUUAUAGUCUGAGUUAGCAAGUGAAUGAGGUUUCUUUGUCAUAUGCAUAUACAUAAUAUUGUUAUCGCAGCAAUAUACAAACCUACCUUCGUUAGUGGUGUGCUGCACUAAAUAGAAAGCUGGAAUAAAAAUGGAUGUUUUUCUUGUAAAUUUGAUGACAAAGUCUAAAAAAUUCACGUCUGACUCCUUUCUUCAUGUUUUUUUGGCAUCGUGUUCAAAAUAAGGAUGUAUAAUUAAAGAAGCAGAGACCUCAGCUGUCUAUUGUGAUCUUCCUAAUGAUGUGUUAUCCUCCUCUGUUUAACUCGCCCCUGUUGCAAUUUGCAAACCGCUUAAAAUAGCGCCACUGUUCAAGCAAUUUAUUCCUGACUGAGGCCAUCCUGAUCUGUAAGAAGGCACCCAAGCCUCGGCGCGCCGCGCUGAAAUAAUUCUCAUCUGCAACCAACAAAUAAGCAAGUGAGAUAUGCAUUUGUAAUUGAUGUUCUGUCAUAACAUGAGCAUAAAUGCACCAGAGCUUUCCAGCUAUAUGAGAACACUUUAGACAGGAAGACAAAAAUGGGGCACUGUUGCUGUGACAGUUUGAAGUUUAAUGAACGACUUUUCUUGUUUUUCCAAAUUAAACUUUUAUUCCAAGAAUAA
Messenger RNA from Oryzias latipes (Japanese medaka), 2924 nucleotides. It is a transcript of the gene tnmd, whose product is annotated as tenomodulin. Gene Ontology annotation, biological process: negative regulation of endothelial cell proliferation; negative regulation of angiogenesis. The record is from RefSeq and is a predicted model, not a curated record. Lineage: Eukaryota; Metazoa; Chordata; Actinopteri; Beloniformes; Adrianichthyidae.